Messenger RNA from Lineus longissimus, 2143 nucleotides. Its product is annotated as cyclic nucleotide-binding domain-containing protein 1-like. The coding region runs from base 296 to 1762 and encodes 488 amino acids. NCBI's taxonomy places the organism in Eukaryota, Metazoa, Nemertea, Pilidiophora, Heteronemertea, Lineidae. The record is from RefSeq and is a predicted model, not a curated record. The transcript is spliced from 13 exons.
AAACUCAAUAUUCUAACUGCUGUGGGCACAUUUGCGUUUGAUAGGAAGGUUUUAUCAAUAACACGUUUGUGUUCUACCAAGUAAACUCAGCACCGCAACUUAUAGUCGUGGACGUUGGACAGAGAUGUACCAUUUCUUUCUCUUGUCAAUUUUUCUUACACUCAAAACUGUGACUGACACUGACAGUGCCGCUGACAAAUUGUAUGGACACGAUUACCGGAUGACCGUAUACUAAAGCUACAUAUUUUCUGAGAGGAAAGAUCUUGCAUGAAAGCGACUUGAAUUGAAGAGAAACAUGGCUGGAAAUGAACAAGUGACAAUUGAUUAUCCCCAACUACGAGAGCUCUGCCAAAUAGAUGGGCUGAAGAAUAGGAACAAUUCUGCAACAUCUGAUGACGCCCAUCGAACGUUCAUGAAUGAGUAUAAAAAGAUUUUUGCCACAAAGUCUAAUUCCAGAGGAAAUGGAAAACUUCCACUGAAAGCGUUAUCAUACAAGGAUACGUCUUCGAUGACCAGUCUUAGCUCCUCAAGAUCUGUCCAAGGGCCCACAGAAACCCAAUUUGGUCGGUCUGGGGUUGGAAAAGAGAAGGAGAAAGAAUCUGAUACUCAGAGUCAUAAUAUCAGUGAUUGGUUGGGAGAGCUACACAAACAGAGGAAGAGUGAGGAUCCCGCAGAAAUCAGAAAACAGGGCAUCAAAACACUAAGAAAAGUACUCAGGAAAAUAUCGUUCGAGCGUAAUGCAAAUGAAAAUGACACCAUCUACCAGAUCCUGAAGACAUUUCCAUUAAUUCAUGAUCACAUCCCAGACAACGUCCUCCGUGAACUCUGCGUAAUUGCACAGUUGGAUGUAUGGAAGGAACCUGGUAUCACCAUUUUUGGAAACACCGGCUUCCACCUAAUCUUGAAAGGGGCGGUGUGUCCACUCAGUGACGUUUAUCUUAACUUUCCCACGGAUUCCAAUGGACGAAUCACUAGCCCAUCCUCUGACUUGGAAACGCCAAGGAAAGAUGAGGUUAAAAUUUCUGAGCUUCUGGGAGUGGGAAAGUGUUUUGGAACAUUAAAAAAGUUGGAAGGUAGAGAGCCAAAUAGCAGAGUUUUGAGUGCAGUGACGGCGGAGCCUGUAUGUGAAUUCCUCAAGAUAACUACUUCUGACUACACCAAGGUCAUAGAACAAAUUGAAACAAGGGACAAAACCGAGAAGAUGAAUCUAUUGCAAUCAUGUGAAAACUAUAAACUGUGGUCCAGACAGCCAUUGCUGAAAGUUGCUAAUCUCAUUGAAUGGACUACCUUCCCUGCUAAUACAGUUAUCGUGAGUGAAGGGUACCGAUCUCCAUUCAUUGCCUUCAUCAAGUCUGGAGAGUGUCAUGUGCUGAGGAAAGUUGAAAUCGUACACACGCUGAAGAAUGGAAAACAGAAAAACAAAACAAAACAAGUGGUGAUUGGCAAACUUCAGAAGUCUGAUUCAUUUGGUGAAAUCAGUGUACUGGAUGAUGAGCCGAUUACAUGUUCCUUAGUGACUGCAUCUACGCUGGAAUUGGGUGUCAUUGAACCUACUAAACUUCAUGAAAUCGAUGAUGUGACUGUCCAGUUGCUGCGACAGUCGAGCAAGAAAACAUUUGGAGAUGCUAAUGAGGAUGAGAUCCACGAGGAAUAUAUUCAACAGGAAUUAAAACGAGAAUGGAAUGAAUUUAAACACAAUGUCGUGGUCGAUGUAAUCAACUCCCGAGCCAUUAGACCUGGAUAUGGAAAGUGGGCUAAGUGAGGCAGCACGAUUGAUUAAAAAAUGAUGAGUCCUCUUGAGUAAAGGGAUUAGGAGAUGAGAUAUUGAGAGAGAUAAUGAGAGUGAGAAGGUUUUAGAUCGAAAAACUCCAGCAAGAAGAAACAAUGUAAGAGACUGAGCUAAGGAUGCAAUAAAAAGGUUGAAUGAACAAUGAUUCUUGUAAUUUAUGAAGUUGAGUUUAAAAUAUGGAACAUGUUUUGUUCAGGAUUAGAUGAACUCUUCCUACUUUAAACCCUGUGAUCAUAUUUUUCUUUGUGCAUUGCACAAAAUGUUAAUAUUAUGAUAAAAUGUUUGUGAAAUUAUUUUGUAAUGUUGUGAUAUAUUAUUCGGCAUGCUGUGAUACUUCAUUUUGUAAAUAAAGGA